AUGAGAGAUUUUCAGCAAAUAGCAAAUAUGGUUACAGCAAAAGAUAUUAAAGUUGGUCGAAUUUACCCAAAUUUAAAAUUUAUUCGCGAAUGUUCGAUUAAAAUAGCAUUGGCAAUUGCAAAACAUUGCUAUGCGAAUGGAACAGCGGCAUUGUAUCCGGAACCGGAAAAUUUGGAAAAAUAUAUUCGUUCACAGAUUUAUUCAGUAGAAUAUGAUGAGCUCAUUGAUGUAACAUAUAAAUGGCCGGAGCAAGAUAUGAAACAAGGAUUUCCGAUACCGGCAGUAAGACGUGAAUCCGCCGAAGAAUAA
This is a messenger RNA of Loa loa (African eye worm), 309 nucleotides long. RefSeq lists its product as hypothetical. The record is from RefSeq and is a predicted model, not a curated record. The transcript is spliced from 2 exons. Bases 1 to 309 code for a protein of 102 amino acids. Lineage: Eukaryota; Metazoa; Nematoda; Chromadorea; Rhabditida; Onchocercidae. Gene Ontology annotation, molecular function: NAD binding.